AUGACUCGGCAGCCGGUUGCGGCCGCGACCGUGCUCCCUUCGCCGAUCUCGUGGCAGUCGCGGUACGGAAGGCUGGACACGUGCCGACCCGCGUCGCCGAGCCCCUUGCCGUCCCCCAAGAGGCUGGCCAAGGCAAGCGAAGAGGAGUACUACACCAAGGCCAAGAGGAGUAGUCCGUAUAGGUCUCUUCCAUCUCCUCCUCACCACCGGCGCCGCCUCCGUUCCUCGUCCACGGUUUACCACCCGGCGACUGAGAGCCGUAUGGCGGCAGCGAAAAGCUUUAAGGAGGAGCUGCAGCACCACAGCAUGAGAGGCCGAGGAGAAGAUCACUACUCAUCGAAGACGAGCAGCAUCAGCAUCUCUGCUUACAACAGCAGCAACUUUUUGCCAGCGAAACCAAGAAGCUCUUUUGACGGCGGCUCCUCCUCGUCGGUUUCGAUUGGCAAGUCAGGAGAACGUUCGGGGCAUAUGGGAGCCAGCAGUUUUUGA
This is a messenger RNA of Miscanthus lutarioriparius, 489 nucleotides long. The record is from the annotation of a GenBank genome assembly. NCBI's taxonomy places the organism in Eukaryota, Viridiplantae, Streptophyta, Magnoliopsida, Poales, Poaceae.